Ilex paraguariensis (yerba mate) is the source of this 768-nucleotide messenger RNA. NCBI's taxonomy places the organism in Eukaryota, Viridiplantae, Streptophyta, Magnoliopsida, Aquifoliales, Aquifoliaceae. The record is from the annotation of a GenBank genome assembly.
AUGGAGGGGAUGGGAGUUCAGUUUGGUCGUGGACUGGAGGGAAUUCAGAAGCCAGCAUGGUUGAAAGCUCUCUACAUGCAGAAGUUCUUCGUGCCAUGCUCAAUUCAUGAAAUCGCAAAGAAGAAUGAGAAAAAUGUAUGCUGCUUGGAUUGUUGCACCAGUAUUUGCCCCCAUUGUGUGCCCUCUCAUCGCUUCCAUAGCCUUCUUCAAAUUCGCCGAUAUGUUUAUCAUGAUGUUGUUCGAUUGGAAGACAUAGAAAAGCUUAUAGAUUGCUCCAACGUUCAGGCCUAUACUAUUAAUAGUGCCAAAGUGAUUUUCAUCAAAAAGAGGCCUCAAAACAGGCAAUUCAAAGGCUCUGGAAACAAUUGUACUUCUUGCGAUAGGAGCCUCCAAGAACCUUUCAUCCAUUGCUCUCUAGGGUGCAAGGUGGACUUUGUGCUCAAGCACUAUAAGAACCUCUCCCCUUUCUUAAGGACAUGCAAUUCUCUACAGCUUAGUCCAGAUUUCUUCAUCCCACAAGACAUGGGUGACGAUGACUUGACCAACGAGACACCUCAUUCGACGAUUGAGGACUGCGAUGAGCCAAUGAGUUCAUCUUCGGGCUCGUUGGGGUCGGAGAACAUGAGCUUUUCAUGCACUGAGUUUGUUCGUAAGAAGAGAAGUGGAUUGUACGUGUGUGGAAGAUCAGCUAACAAGGUUACAGAAGUAGACAUGGCAACAAGCAUGAGUAGAAGAAAAGGCAUUCCUCAUAGAUCUCCUUUGUGUUAA